AUGACCGCCGACGCCACCACCUUGUCGGACGCCGUGCUCAGCGAGCUCUUCGCCUUCCUCGCGGUCGAUGACCUUUUGGUGCUGGAACGCGUGAGCCGCGCCUGGAGACGCACACUGGCCACGGCGCGCUUCUGGAGCCAUGUGCAGCUCAUUCACGAAUGGAACGACAGCGAGCUGGCGUCCGCAGUCAUCCGCCUCGUGGCCAAGCGCCACGGCCCGCAAGUCAAGAAACUGACGCUCAUCGGCUGCGUCGUGCCGAAGGGGACGCUCGUCAAGGCGGCCAAGCUCUUCACCGGUCUCACGCACUUGACGGUGUCCGGCUGCCAAACCAUCGAGAACGUCGACUUCACCGCGCUCGUGCGAGCGUCGAGCGAGCAGCUGGUGGAGGUGCGUGCGGUCAAGUGUCUACGGCUAACGGAUGCAGCACUGCAAGCCGUUGCCGAAAACCACUCCCAGUCUUUGGAGCGGAUCAACUUCAGCUACUGCAGACAGAUUUCCGAGGACGGAGUGGAGUCGCUGGUGCAACGCUGCGGCAAUUUGCGCUCCAUCAAGCUGAAGGGGUCUCCAGCAGUGACGACAUCUGUGGUCGCUCACAUCGCGCAAAGCUGUCCAGCACUUGACACGCUCCUGGUUGGAGGAGCCAAGAACCUGACGGACGAAUGCUUGCUGGCCCUUGGAGACCACUGCCCGUGGUUGACGUCGCUGGACAUUUCGCGAAGCAAUCCGUUUGGAUUUGGCCGCGGUGGCAUUACAGAUAACGCGUUGAAGUAUCUGGUCUUACGAUGCCCGCGGCUAGAGCACCUUACUCUCUGUGGACAAGGCCGAUUGACGCUCGCGGUGCUGAGCUCUCUAGCGACCUCGUGCCCCAAACUCGAGACGCUGGACAUCGGCGGUUGUCGAGGAAUUAUCUCGGAUCCCAUCGCUCUAGGUGCCGAGCUGAAGCGCAUGGGCGGACUUCAUGAGCUCAGCGUCGCGUUCACGCGUGGUCUGAAAGGCGAGCAAAUCGAUUUCAUAGCGUCCCAGUGCCCUCAGCUGAAGGCUUUCCGCGUUGACGGAGACAAUGUAGCCGCUCCCCACGCAUGA
Molecule: messenger RNA, 1083 nt
Organism: Phytophthora sojae
Lineage: Eukaryota; Oomycota; Peronosporomycetes; Peronosporales; Peronosporaceae
Exons: 1
Coding region: 1-1083 (360 amino acids)
Biological process (GO): SCF-dependent proteasomal ubiquitin-dependent protein catabolic process
Cellular component (GO): SCF ubiquitin ligase complex
Molecular function (GO): protein binding
Source: RefSeq, a predicted model, not a curated record